AUGGAGUGCGUGUCGUGCCUCGAGGGCAAGCAGACGCGCAACGCGCAGUCCCAACAAGACAGCGGCGAGCACUCGCCCAUCGAUCGCAUCGGCGGCGUCAUCUGUUCGGACCUGAAGGAUCCAAUGACACCGCGGGACCGACUCGGCAAUCGUUACCUUGUGAACUUCGUUGAUCACAAGAACAACUACUGCCGAGUCUUCCUCGCGCGCACGAAGGACGCUGCGGCGAGGCAGUUCGAGGCGUUCCUCGUCCACUUCGAGAAGCUUUUCGGGUUCAAGGUCCACGUGCUCCGCACGGACGGCGGCAGAGAAUACGCCAACGUGGACCUGUUCUGCGAGCGCACGGGCGUCGCGCGGCAAGUAUCGGAGGCGCGAAAUCAGGCUCCAAAUGGCAAGGCGGAACGAAUGCACCGGACAGUGCUGAACCUUGCGCGCAGCAUGAUGUUUGCCUGCGCGCUGCCCCUGAUGUUCUGGGGAGACGCGGUACUAUACGCCGUUCACAUCCUCAACCGGAGCCCUACGCGAGCAAACGCAAAGAGAGCGUCACCGCUCGAGGUGCUGACGGGCAAGACGCCGGAUCUGCGUGGAAUUGUCGUUUUUGGCUCCCAGUGCAGCGUGUAUAGAGACCCGCGCAAGAACUCGCUGCUGCAGCGCUCGGGGCGCGCCAUCAUUGUCGGCGUCAGCGAGGAAACCAAGGGCUAA
Molecule: messenger RNA, 702 nt
Organism: Peronospora matthiolae
Lineage: Eukaryota; Oomycota; Peronosporomycetes; Peronosporales; Peronosporaceae
Source: the annotation of a GenBank genome assembly